Messenger RNA from Coccidioides immitis RS, 812 nucleotides. RefSeq lists its product as uncharacterized. NCBI's taxonomy places the organism in Eukaryota, Fungi, Ascomycota, Eurotiomycetes, Onygenales, Onygenaceae. The transcript has 2 exons. Bases 1 to 183 code for a protein of 60 amino acids. The record is from RefSeq and is a predicted model, not a curated record.
AUGCGCGUGACUCCAAGAGGCGCUAGGCCUGUUCGGGGUGAGAGCUUCCCUGGCGCUGUGAUCGCGCGGGCGAACGCUGGCUGGUCAGCUUGCACGAGAUCGAAGGACGCUGUGGCGUUGGAGCACCCUGCAUCAAGCGGAGACGAGAGACUGCGCUGUUCUGUAAGACGAACGUAUCAAUAAUCAGGCUGCUAGAGAACUGAUGACUGGUAAAGAAAGAUCGGGGGAGGAUCGAAAACGCAGGAUCGUAGCGAAAAAGAAAAAAAAGCAAACGUGGCGGGCAGGUGGAUUAGAGAGGAAAAAGAGAAGAGUCGUUUUUUUUAAAGGUUGCCGCGUUCUUAUGGUUUUCUCUCUCCCCACCCCCCGCGAUGCUGGAAGAUGAUGAGUGAAUGACGCCGGUUUGACUUCGACAGCAACAAGCGGUAGACUCUGCAAAGGCGAAAUGGUGAUGUAAAGCCAACCAGAGAACAGCAGAAGUGCAUUGGCAACAGCAGCGUUUCAGCUCUUGGUUCCGUGGUUUCCCACCCGCUAUUGGCUUUGAAGUCUGUCCGCAACCACAAAAAAAUAUAGUCUUUUGGCAUACCCUUAUCCAUCCGUCCCCCCCCAACACCCGCCGCGGCCCUUCUCACCCUGUCUGUCCUGUCUUCUGCUUUUUCUUGACAACCUUGACCUUCUGUUGCCGUUGGCGCUUAACUCCAGCUGCUUCCAGAUGGGGCUCUCUCUUCUUUAGCGCGACUCGACAGAGGUGGAUUGAAGAUUUGCCGCUGACCAGGCGCUUGCUUGCUUGCAAUCUGUCCAUUCCCUUUUCCGCC